CGGAGGAGGAGGUGUUCCUGGUAGCCAUCUUGGAUGUGCGGAGUGAUUGUUUAGCGAGAAGAUUUUUUAUUUUUUUAGAAGAAUAUCCUUUACACCGAAUCGCUAAAGAUUCGCCGGAGUGGGGCGACUCAGGAAAGAGAUACUCCGCAACUCGGGAAAAUAAAGUGAAAGAAGGCAUGAAGACAUCAUCCUAGUCAUCAGUCAUGGCCGAUAAAAGGAAACUUCAAGGGGAAAUAGAUCGAUGUCUGAAAAAAGUAGCGGAGGGAGUGGAACAGUUCGAAGACAUCUGGCAAAAGCUUCACAAUGCAGCCAACGCAAACCAGAAGGAGAAAUAUGAAGCAGACCUCAAGAAAGAGAUUAAAAAGCUACAGCGUCUUCGAGACCAGAUCAAGACGUGGGUGGCAUCCAACGAGAUCAAAGACAAAAGGCAGCUAGUAGAGAACCGCAAACUCAUAGAAACGCAAAUGGAGCGGUUCAAAAUAGUGGAGAGAGAAACCAAGACGAAAGCGUACUCGAAAGAAGGGUUGGGUCUGGCCCAAAAGGUGGACCCGGCCCAGAAGGAGAAGGAGGAGGUCGGCACGUGGCUAACGAAUACGAUAGACACAUUGAACAUGCAGGUGGACCAGUUCGAGAGCGAAGUGGAGUCUCUUUCAGUCCAGACGAGAAAAAAGAAAGGAGACAAGGAGAAGCAGGAUCGGAUUGAGGAGCUGAAGAAGUUCAUUGAAAAACAUCGGCACCACAUUCGGAUGCUGGAGACCAUACUGAGGAUGCUGGACAAUGACUCAGUGCAAGUGGACGCCAUCAGGAAGAUCAAGGAUGAUGUGGAGUAUUAUCUAGACUCGUCACAGGAUCCAGACUUUGAGGAGAAUGAGUUUCUGUACGACGACCUGGACCUGGAAGACAUCCCUCAGACACUAGUCGCCACCUCCCCGCCGGGACACUCACACCUGGAGGAUGAGAUUUUCCAGCACUCCAGCAGCACACCCACCUCCACCACCUCAUCUUCACCCAUCCCUCCCUCGCCUGCCACUUGCACUACGGAGAAUUCGGAAGAUGACAAAAAGAGGGGACGCUCAACAGACAGUGAAGUCAGUCAGUCACCUGUGAAGAACGGAAACCCCUCUUCCUCAUUAUCCUCUUCCUCUUCCUCCUCCUCCUCCUCUUCCUCCUCCUCUUCUUCUUCCUCCGUCUCGGGACUGACCUCAUCCUCACUUGUCUCUAUGGCAACCAUCGCGGCAGGAGGGCUCAGCAGCUCUGGGGGCAACAGUCAUCACGGCAGCUCGGGGGGUCUCCUCUCCAACACUUCCGCUGGCAGCUACAGCAAUGCCACCCAGCAGCAGCCGCACCCGUCAGCACAGCAACAACAGGCCAAAAACUUAGUUAGCUCCACCUCCUCAACUCCAAUCUCUAUCCCCAUCACCUCCACCAACAGCCAUCUGGUCUCUUCUGCCCCCUCUCCACCCAACGCCAUCACACAGGGGCUCUUCACUUCAACCUCCCAGCCCCAGUCUCUGUCCGGGCACACACCAACCUCCAACAGUCUUGGCCUCAGUCUGGGCCUCUCGCUGGGGAAAGGCGGCAUGUCCAGCUCGAUCACCACCAGCCCAAUGUCCGGGAGCCUUGGCUUGUCAGGGAUGCCGGCAUCCCUGAGCACCAUGGCGAGCCUUCUGUCGGGCUCCACCCCGGCACCCUACGCUCAGGCAGCUGCCUCAGGAGCAAUCGGCUCUGGCCUGCCUGGCUCUCUUGGCGGCAUCGGCAUCAGCCCCACGACAACCAACAGCACAGUGGGCUCCAUCGGCAGCGGAAGCAUCACAGUCGGCGGGCCGACGUCCUCAACAGGAGGUCUGCUGGGCCCAGCUCCAGGGCUGACCAGUGUCGGCUCAGGGAUUCUGGGUCUGAGUUCCGUUCAGUCAGGGGUGCAGGUGUCUUCCUUGGUGUCACUGAGCCCAGUAGGAGGUUUAGCGCCAGGUAGCGGAGUGGGAGUCAUUGGGAGCAACGGAGGCAGCUCGGGAUCAGGGGGGAGCGGAGUGGUGGGAGGAAGCUCGUCACUCUCCAUCAGGCCGCCAAGCCAACAGAAGCAGAACGGUAGCACUAGUUACAGCGCUGUGGUAGCAGACAGCACAACAGACUCCGCCCUCACCAGUGCCAGCCAAUCACAAAGCAGCCAACCCUCAUCUUUGACCUCCACAGCCAAUCAGCCUAAGGACACUGGUCCCAGUUUACUGGGCUCACUAAGUUUGUCAUCCAGCUCCCCGUCGCCAGCCUUCUACAGCGAGGCCAAAACGGUGAGCGGCGGCAGCCUUCUGAACGGGCCACUGUCCUACUCACAGUCCUCCGACAGCAUCAAGCCCCAAGAGCCUCUGAGCAGCCUGAAGUCCAUGGCCGAGCGAGCAGCACUCAGCUCAGGGAUGGAGGGAGACAUGCCCUCCCUGCACCUCACCCCAGUCUCUGUCUCCUGCUUUCUUUUUUCAGACAUCUUUCCCAGCAGCACUACGGCCCCCUCAGGCCCCCCGUCAGCACCUCAGCCCUCGCAGUCAGAGGUCAGCAUCCCCCCAUCGUUGGGGGUCUGCCCGCUGGGGCCGGUUCCCCUGUCCAAAGACCAGCUCUACCAACAGGCCAUGGAGGAGGCAGCGUGGACACACAUGCCCCACCCGUCCGACUCCGAGAGGAUCAGUGAUGUCCCACUAACCAUCCCCCUGUGUGGAUAUUACAGGCAGUACCUGAUGAGGAACCCGUGCCCCACCCUGCCUUUCCACCACCAGGUGCCACCGCCCCACUCUGACACUGUAGAGUUUUACCAGAGGCUUUCCACAGAAACUCUCUUCUUCAUCUUUUACUACCUGGAGGGCACUAAGGCCCAGUAUCUGGCAGCCAAAGCCCUGAAGAAGCAGUCAUGGAGGUUCCAUACAAAGUACAUGAUGUGGUUUCAGAGGCACGAAGAACCCAAGACCAUUACAGAUGAGUUUGAGCAGGGAACAUACAUUUACUUUGACUAUGAGAAAUGGGGCCAGCGGAAGAAGGAAGGCUUCACGUUUGAGUACCGGUACCUAGAAGACCGAGACCUCCAGUGACCUGCAGAGAGGAAGACCGACAUACAGACAGACAAGCAGACGGCUGAGGAA
Epinephelus moara (kelp grouper) is the source of this 3122-nucleotide messenger RNA. Its product is annotated as CCR4-NOT transcription complex subunit 3-like. NCBI's taxonomy places the organism in Eukaryota, Metazoa, Chordata, Actinopteri, Perciformes, Serranidae. Gene Ontology annotation, cellular component: CCR4-NOT core complex; P-body; nucleus. The coding region runs from base 204 to 3071 and encodes 955 amino acids. The transcript is spliced from 19 exons. The record is from RefSeq and is a predicted model, not a curated record. Gene Ontology annotation, biological process: regulation of stem cell population maintenance; regulation of DNA-templated transcription; nuclear-transcribed mRNA poly(A) tail shortening.